AUGAAGGGAGGGUCCUCCUGCAUCUGGCUGGUUGUCCGCGAGACAACUACGUCUGCUUUAUCCAACGUGCCCACCUCCUUGGCAAGCCCCAUGCCCCCUGGACCGAAGGAUCAACUUUUACUCUUCCCAUAUGGUCAGCUCGCCUCUCGACCCGCUGCAACUGUCUUCUUUGAUGCCAGUUUCGUGCCCACCAAUGCCUCUGCGGUAUUCACCUGCCCUUCUUCAGCGACCACCAACAGUGACCAGCUCACCUCAUGUAUUCAAUAG
Protopolystoma xenopodis is the source of this 267-nucleotide messenger RNA. NCBI's taxonomy places the organism in Eukaryota, Metazoa, Platyhelminthes, Monogenea, Polystomatidea, Polystomatidae. The record is from the annotation of a GenBank genome assembly.